AUGGAUGAUGAUGACACUUCACUGCCAGCUGAUACAUUGGCUAUUCUCCAACAAUUUCUGGCAGAACGUACGCAGCGUGAGCAUGAUGAACAACAACUUAUGAUAAACGUGUCUGGAUUAGAUGCACAUUUCGAAGAGGAUUGGCAACUCAGUCAGUUUUGGUACAGUGUCGAAACAAAACGAGCAAUUGGCGAUGCUUUAGCUAAAAUUGCCAAAGAACACGAUAACACAUCAUGUUUCCGGAUAGCUUUAUUAUCAUGUCCAUCGCUCUACGCAACGAUAAAAAAAUUGCAUUCGAAUGUCAAUAUAUUCGAAUACGAUAAACGAUUCGCUGCUUAUGGAACCGAUUUUGUGCAUUAUGAUUAUAAUGCUGUAGAUAGCAAUAAGGAUUACCUAAGUCAUCAAAAUCAAUGCUACGAUUUGAUAAUUGCGGAUCCACCCUUUCUAUCCGAAGAAUGCAUGAGGAAGAUGUCCAAAAUAGUAAAUAACUUACAACGCCGAAGCGAUUCAAAAAUUGUAUUUUGUUCUGGUGAAGUUGUUGAACCUUGGUUGACUGCCUAUUUGCCAGUUCACAAAUGUCGCUUCCAACCACAACAUGAACGCAAUUUGGGUAACGAAUUUGUUACUUAUGCAAACUUUAAUUUCGAUGAAUACUUUGAUAUUAAAUAACGCAAGAAUGGAUGUGCACUCCAAACACAAAUGAUUUUUUUAUUUAGUUGUUGCGUCCGCUUCCUUACGCUGUUGCACAAGCUCGCGCAGACCAUCUUCUUGAUCCUUCAGUGACUUUUGUAGAAAUUCCUUCUUUUUUUUCAAGCAGUUCAAUUGCCUUGUCGCAUUUGUCCUGCUUGGUCUUUAGCUCGUCACGCAUAUUUUGCACAUCUGUCAACAGAAACAUACGGCCAACAGACAAAUAUACUCUAUAAGGAAUGUUUUGGUUUAAGAGAUUAAAUUAUGGAUUAUACAUUUUGAUUACGACUACUCACUUUGUGUCGUCCGAUAAACUGCUGGUUCCUUUCUCAGUUAGCGUAUACGUCUGUUUACCUGUCUUCACCAUAUCACACUUCAUAUCAAUCAUGUUUAUCUUCUUCGUAGUGUCCAAUUUGUUAAUUUGCAUCUCAGUAAAUGCCUGUAAAACAAUUACAGAUUAUUUGUGAAAUCAAGAAGAUACUUUAUUGGUUUUGUCAGUUACCUUUUUCAAUUCCAAAUCCAUUUGUGCCAUUUUUAACGAAGAGGACUCAAAUAUAUUAUUAUUGGCCUUAAACGUUUUAGCUAUGCAAGUAA
Messenger RNA from Drosophila sulfurigaster albostrigata, 1281 nucleotides. Its product is annotated as protein-lysine N-methyltransferase CG9154. Gene Ontology annotation, molecular function: nucleic acid binding; protein-lysine N-methyltransferase activity. The transcript is spliced from 3 exons. The coding region runs from base 1 to 669 and encodes 222 amino acids. Gene Ontology annotation, biological process: methylation. The record is from RefSeq and is a predicted model, not a curated record. Lineage: Eukaryota; Metazoa; Arthropoda; Insecta; Diptera; Drosophilidae.